AUGUUCUUCAAAGGCGAUCCUUCAAAAAUCCCUCCCCCAAAGUCGGGAUCGACUGGGGCUUACAAUAUUUUGGCCUUCGACGGCGGUGGUGUGAAGGGAAUAUCGUCGGUGACGAUUCUCAAGAGAAUUGCAAAUCUCUCGAAAGGCAAACCGACUGACCCAGAGGAAAGAAAGCCUGUCGAUUACUUCGACCUUGCUGCAGGGACAAGCACCGGUGGACUCAUUGCCCUUAUGUUAUUUCGCCUUGAGAUGAACUGCACCGAUGUGGUCACACAGUAUCAAAAGUUGGCCGAGCAGGUAUUCUGCCCAAUGCUUGGAUCCAUUCGUCUCAACAGCCUCGGGGCUUUCGGGAAAUGGAUCGGAGAUAUCUGGCUCACGCUCAAAGCCGUCGCUGGUCGCGCCCAAUUUUCGCAUAAGCCGCUUGACAAGGCAAUUGAUACAGUGGUUGGAACAUUUCCGCUGGAUGAUGAUGACCGGGCCAGAAAGGGAGAUGCUGUGCUCGUCAAACCGAGCAAAGGCCUGAUGUUCAUGUGUGCGACAUUGGCCGACCUAGGAGAGAGCAUCUUGCUACGCAAUUACGACCCUCCAUUCGCGCCGCUUCCGGUUUCCACGGGGGCUACCGACUUCAAUUUCAAUGCUGUUACCAUCAAAGAGGCAGCCCGCGCAACUUCUGCUGCACCUACUUAUCUCAACCAGGAGAGCAUUCAAGGAUUAGAUUUCUGGGAUGGCGGGCUCUUGAACAACAACCCCAUUGACCAGGCGUGGAACAACCGAUAUGACCUUGUCAUGCGCGAUGCUCCGUCUCCCCGAAUCAAGUGCAUCGUCAGCUUAGGAACGACACAUCUCGAGGAUGACGACAAGGAACGACUUGGAUCUGGCAUUGCUAAGUUCUUCAAUACCAUUACGAAGACAGUGGCCUUUGCAACCAACACCGAAGCCAAGCAUCUCGACUUCGAACGGAACAUGCGACAGCGCAACGAGCGAGACCCAACCAGGAAAACUUAUUAUUACCGGUUCAAUGCGUCGACGGGAAAGCACAAUAUCAACCUAGAUGACUAUCUCAAAAUGCCAGAGUUGGUGGACUACACCAACGCCUACUUAGAGAGACCCGAGGUGGAUAAGUGGGUGAGCGAAUGUGCAGCCUUGCUCGCAAAGACAAACCAGGCCUGA
Messenger RNA from Fonsecaea multimorphosa CBS 102226, 1170 nucleotides. RefSeq lists its product as uncharacterized. Gene Ontology annotation, cellular component: membrane. Bases 1 to 1170 code for a protein of 389 amino acids. Lineage: Eukaryota; Fungi; Ascomycota; Eurotiomycetes; Chaetothyriales; Herpotrichiellaceae. The record is from RefSeq and is a predicted model, not a curated record. The transcript has 3 exons. Gene Ontology annotation, biological process: arachidonate metabolic process.